Acaulospora morrowiae is the source of this 948-nucleotide messenger RNA. NCBI's taxonomy places the organism in Eukaryota, Fungi, Glomeromycota, Glomeromycetes, Diversisporales, Acaulosporaceae. The record is from the annotation of a GenBank genome assembly.
AUGCCAUUGCAAGAGUCGGAGGAAGAAUACAUGUCAGAUGUCGUCUAUUCACCAAAUAAUAUCGUAUCGAUCACCACAUCCUCCAAUUUUACUACUGUCCCCGAAUUCUUCUUAAAGCUCGAAGUAGAUCUCGACACGAAGGUUAUAUUAAAGCCAUCUAAAACUCAUUCUCAUUCUACCACAUUAAAUGCGACAUCAAGUCUAUCAGAAGAUGCUCAACAAGGAGAAGAGUCAAUAAUAUAUUAUGACCCCAAACUUUCUUCUGAGACGUUGGAGGAAACGAACACUGCCGUGGCAAGAAAUUUAGAACAUCAACUUCAGCGACCUCUAGGGGACCCACGCGUUAAUCGAAAUUAUGCCAUAAACAUAGUCACAAAACGACAUAAUUUUAUGACGGAAUCGUCGGUUCGUGAACUUUUUGAAGAAUGUGGUCUUGUAAAAGAUUGUGAAAUCGAAAAGAACCCAGAUAACAGUCAAAGCCUUGGCAUAGCGAGGAUCACAUACUUCGGGGAAAUCGAAGGCACGGCCUUAAAUUCAGCAAGAGAAGCCGUCAUUCGAUUUAAUGGAAAACAAAUUUCUGACGGUCAGCCUGUCAAAGUCGAGUUAGACAACGAUGGUUCAAAACUUAGAAUGACAAUAGAGAAAAUGACUUCCGAAUUCAGGUUGCAACGAGAGCAAACUGAACAACACUCACCAAUUAAUCAUAAUAAACACACAACUCCAUUACCUAAUGAUAUUGAUAUGGAAAUUGACGAAAUUCCAUCUCCGUCACCACCGAUUACAAUACCGAUUAAAGCUCCGCUAGAUCCGCCACCACCACGUUCAUCAGAAAACACUAAAAACAACUCCACCACACUUACAGUAUCCUCAACAAAAACAUCAAAGGAACCUGCCAAGAUCAAGCGGGAGAGUCCGGAGAAACAGGAACCGAACCCCGAAAUACUGAUC